This is a messenger RNA of Gordionus sp. m RMFG-2023, 727 nucleotides long. Its product is annotated as ubiquitin-like-conjugating enzyme ATG10. Lineage: Eukaryota; Metazoa; Nematomorpha; Gordioida; Chordodea; Parachordodidae. Gene Ontology annotation, biological process: macroautophagy; protein modification by small protein conjugation; protein lipidation. The record is from RefSeq and is a predicted model, not a curated record. Gene Ontology annotation, molecular function: Atg12 transferase activity. Gene Ontology annotation, cellular component: intracellular anatomical structure. The transcript is spliced from 6 exons. The coding region runs from base 30 to 569 and encodes 179 amino acids.
CUUAUUAUUUUUUGAAACCAUAUGUUUUAAUGUUAUCACAUGAACAAUUUGUUAAAGAUAUUAAAGAAUUUUAUGAAUAUUCAAAACAAAUUAAGGAUUUUACAUGGGAUUUUAUAAAUAUUAAUGGUACAAGUUAUUUAAAAAAAGUUAUAUUUUCUUAUACAAAAUAUAAUCAAAAAUUAGUUAACAAAAAUAAUCAAAUUUUAAAAUGGGAAUAUAACAUUUUAUAUGACAUCAUAUAUCAAGUCCCAAUAUUAUAUUUUAACUGUUGUUAUGAAAAUGGAAUCUUGUUGAAUGUGCAUGAAUUACUUGAACAAACGCCCACACCACAUAAGGUAGAUUAUAAAGUUGCUUUAGAUUGGAAAUUUAUAUCACAAAAGGAUCAUCCAAUUUUGCAAAUUCCAUAUUUUUAUAUUCAUCCAUGUCACACAGAAAAUAUUAUUAAUAUAUUUAAAUAUGAGAAAGCUAGAAAAAAUGACACCAAGUCCAAAAAUAUGGUAAUAUCAUGGCUCACACUUUUUGGACAAUUUGUUAACCUUGAAAUCCCAAACGUUUAUGCAAACUUAUAAAUUCAAUUUAUAUCUAUAUGAUUUGACAAAAUUUUAUUUUUAGUUUUCAUGUUUAACUGAUGAAAAUUAAUUUAUUAUAAUAUUUUGUCAUUUUUCUGUGCCUUUCUUUUUAUAUAUUUGAUAAUUCUCUGUAAUCUAUGCGUAUUCAAUAUUUUAAU